Molecule: messenger RNA, 2452 nt
Organism: Coregonus clupeaformis (lake whitefish)
Lineage: Eukaryota; Metazoa; Chordata; Actinopteri; Salmoniformes; Salmonidae
Exons: 14
Coding region: 319-2190 (623 amino acids)
Source: RefSeq, a predicted model, not a curated record
UGUGCCCCGAAGAGCUAGCUAGGUCGAAUUUAUGAUGUUUUCUGAUAUUUUCGUUGGUAGCUAGUUAGCAGUCACAAAAUCAACAUGUUGUCUCAAUUAAAAUAUUGUUAGCCAGUCAAGCCAGAUGGUGUUAUUGCUUAUAGACCUGUGUAGCCUACCCAGGUCAGUUAUUUAGCUAGCUAGUCAAAGAAGAGGACAAGGUUAGCUAGCCAGCCAAAGAAGAGGACAAGGUAGCUAAAGGUGGCUAGCUAACGUUAGCUAGCUAGGUACAGAAUCCAGUUCCACCCAGUAUCUGUGACACAACUGUUCUGCAGCAGGAUGAGUGGAGCUGGAGGUGGAGAGCAGUCCCUGUUCUUUCUAAUUCUCCCUGACCUGAGGAAGCUGUGCUGUGUCACCCUGUCCUUGCAGUCUGAUGACGGAGAAGUGAGAAACAAGCAGGUGAAAACAUGCAGGGAGCUGUUGUUAUUGUAUGCAGACAUCAUUGCCUCUCCGGUAUUGGGGUGCUUCUCGGAGAUCACAAUGGUGAUGGCGAUUCCCUUUUUUAAGAGAGGAAUAGUACAAGCUUAUGUACAACGACACAGUCUGCAGAUGGGCUCUCCUCAGAGGGUUCUCCCUGGUAUUCUGCAGACCUGUCUGUCCUACUCCUUGACCAGCAGGCUGGCUCCAAACUGGAACAAAGUCGGACAGUUCCUUAUUGCUGGGAGGGAUUUUCUGGCUGAUUCGGGGAAGCUCAAUGCCAUUGUGAUGGAGCUGAGUGCCAAUGAGAGCCAGCUGUGUGUCAGUGUGGAGGCCAACACUGUCCGACUCCCUCCAACCAGGUUGGCGGACUUUGACAUCCCUCCCAUGGUCCUGAGGAACUUCCAUAGCCAGCCAGAUGCUGUUAUCCAGACCUUCUCAAUGUCCAGCAACUGGUGUUACAUUCUGCCAAGCAUGAAAAGGGGUCAGAUUGUCAGCAUCAGUCACCGGAUGCCCGCCGAGAGCCCCUUCCAGUGCUACGCUGACAUCCAGAAUCACUGGAGCAGUCUGUAUGGCUACCGACUCCCCCAAAUUGAUGAGGAAGAAGUGAUUUAUUGCAGUGUAUACUUCAAACUGGUCGGAGAAAGGCUGUUCACAUACCCUCUGAGCUGUAUCCGGACUGAGCCGGUGCAGCGCUGUCCCAGGGUGGACCUCCAGGGAGCGCUCAGCUCCUUCCUAUCCCACCUUAGGGAGAGCCUGCAGGCUGUCUGUGGCUUCCCAGCCCGCAUGACCAGCAAGCCCUGCUACCACACCACCAGCCUGCUCAGCAUUGCCUCAGCACAGGUGGCUAGUGGCAAACCAGUGAACUUGACGACCAAGUCAGCUAGCAGGCCCGUGCUGAGCCAACUCCAUGCUCCCUGCCCCAUCAAGCCCUCAUUUGGGGGGGCACCAGGCGCCCAGUCUCUCAGCCAGCCAGUGGGACAGAGUAGCAGCAGUAGCUAUCUCAGCACUGGAAGAACCCAGGGGGUCCAUCCCACUCCCCCUCAGAGUUAUACCCCAGGGAGAGGCUUGCCCUCCUCCUCUCUCUAUCCCAGUGCUGCCCCUCCCCAACCCACCACACACCCUCAACCCAGCCAGGCACUACCGACUGGACCCAAGAUGGUACCCAUCUUCAAGAACAAGGCCCUCCCGCGCCAUGUCAAUGUCACCCAGCUUCUGGCUGAGAAGCAGCAGAGGAGAGCCGAGGAGCAACGGCAGACACCUGUGUCGGGACAGAAGAGGCCCUGCCCAGCCUUCUCCUCCUCCUUUUCCUUCUGGUCUGUUCCCCCCUCUUUGUUUUCCUCGUCUACCUCUUCCAAUUGGACACAGGAAGCCCACCGGCCUCACUUUACCCCCCGUCCGCGGCCUGAAGGGGUUUCCCCACAUUCCUCCCAGGUGCACGCCAGUGAGAGCGCUUUCAGGGUGAGGGACGAGAUCGCCGUGGGUCCCCCUCAUCCUCUUCCAUCUGGCCCGCUAGGCAACAGAGGGGGGGACUGGUUUGAGUCAAAACCAAAGAAGCCAAAGUCUGCAGUGCAGGAUGUGGACGUGGAGAAACACGCGAGAAGUAACCAGCUGUCGAAGAUCAAUGUAGCGACCCUGCAGGCCUGGCUGAAGAGCCGCAGAGUGGUGGUACGGUCCAAGGACAAGAAAGAGGAGCUGGUGUCAAAGGUCAUGCGUUGCCUGAGUGAAUCUUGAGUAGUGAGUGUCACCUUCCAGACAGACACAGAGAGGGUCAUUUCACAAUCUGCAACAUCACAGAGAAUGAGCUGGUUUUAAGGGUCAUUGAUAGUGAGCUUUGUAUUGCUAUCAGGUCUCUGUGUUAUCAUUCUUGAAUUAUAUGUACUGUACUUGUAUGGUGUUCUUGUUAUGGAGUUAGUUUGAGGUAAGAACUGAUAAUUUUAUGUAAUAUAUUUAUUGAAUGUAUUUGUUUAACAUUAAAACAGUAUUAUAUCUCUUA